Molecule: messenger RNA, 4927 nt
Organism: Sarcophilus harrisii (Tasmanian devil)
Lineage: Eukaryota; Metazoa; Chordata; Mammalia; Dasyuromorphia; Dasyuridae
Product: zinc finger protein 2 homolog
Exons: 7
Coding region: 196-2508 (770 amino acids)
Biological process (GO): regulation of transcription by RNA polymerase II
Molecular function (GO): DNA-binding transcription factor activity, RNA polymerase II-specific; RNA polymerase II cis-regulatory region sequence-specific DNA binding
Source: RefSeq, a predicted model, not a curated record
GAGGCAUUAAGAAAUCUGGGGGUGGGGAGUCACUGGGGGCAUCAAGGGGCGGGGCCUCUUGGGACAACAAGAGUUGGGGUUGCUGGGGCUUGUAGCUUUUACAGACACCAUGGCCACAUAGCCAAUGGAAAAGAGAACAGAGUGUACCUUAGUAGAACGUGUGCUGGUCAGCCUGUAUCUGAAGAAGAUACAGAUAUGAAUAGCACAGUGGGGAGGAAAGAUGCUGGAGACACAGCAACCUUGAAUGAAGAAAUGGCCACAUCCUCAAGUCCUCAAAUUACGCCUCUGUGUGAACGAGAUAAGAUCCCAAGUAUGGAGGAUACUAGGGAUCAGGAAACAAGAAGACGAAAAGACACAUUAAACCCUGCAGUCUCUCAUCAGAACUUGAGAUGGUUUCAGCGCCCUGAAGUAGCUUCACCUCAGGAGGAGGAACUGAGCCAAAUCCGGGAGCUUUGCAUGCAGUGGAUGGAUCCCGAGACUCAUGGCAAAGAGGAUGGUCUAGAUAUGUUGGUGCUGGAUCAAUAUGUGAUUGUCCUGCCCAGAGAGAUCAUGACUUGGGUGAAGUCACAGCCUUCAGAAAACAGUGAGGAAGUGGAGAUCCUCUUGGAAGAUUUGAGCCAGAUGUUUGAGGAUAACGUUCUAUCUUCUCAGGAUUCUGCUGUUUCCCAGGAUCAGAGCUCUGCAGAAAAGGGAGCAGCUUCUAUGCCUCUGCCAGAUGAAUCCCAGGACUCUGUGACAUUUAAGGAUGUGGCGAUAAUGUUCAGUCGAAAAGAAUGGUGGCAUUUGCAGCCAGCCCAAAUGGAGCUGUACAGGGAUGUGAUGAUAGAGAACUACAAUAACAUGGUCUCUGUGGGGCUUCUUACUUCUAAGCCAGAGCUGAUAUCCCAGUUGGAGAGAGGGGAAGCGCCAUGGAUGCGGAGCAGAAUUGUCUCUAGAGGUUCUGGUGCAGGUUCUGAGAACAGGUUUGUUACAAAAGAAUCUGCUCCAAGACAGGGCAUUUAUUUGAAAGAUUCGUCUCAGGAAAGGUUCUUGAGAGAUGGUCCCUCUGCCUCUACAUUAGGAAGAGCCUUGAAAUGUGAGGAGGACAGGUUGGAAAAGCAACAAGACAACCGAGAGAGACAAUCUGGUCAAGUAACAGUAGAACAGGAGAAAACUUCAAAAGUGAGAAGACCUAGAUGUAAUAUAUUUAGGAAAUACUUCAGGCCAGGGUCAGGCCUUGUUACAAAAAAGAAAGUUCCUACAGGAACAAAUCUCCAUAAAUAUAUGAAACAUAAAAUGACCCUCAAACAGUAUUUAGAUCUCGUUAAAAGUAAAAUGACAACUCCAGAGAAGAAACCCAAUUUUAAGGUAAGGCCAAAAACCCGAAGUUAUUACUCAAAUCUUUUUAAGUCUCGUAGAAUACCUCCUGGGGAAAAAGGUUAUAAGUGUAAAGCAUGCGGGAAAACUUUCAUCUACAAUUCAUCUCUUACUCGACAUCUGAGAAUCCAUACUGGGGAGAAACCCUACAAAUGUUAUGAAUGUAAGAAGAGCUUUAGGCGACGCUCAUUUUUUAAUCUACAUAAGAGAGUUCAUACUGGAGAGAAACCUUUUAAGUGUAAUGAAUGUAAUAAAGCUUUCAUUCGGGACUCAUCCCUUUUUAAACAUCAAAUAAUUCAUACUGGAAAGAAACCUUACAAGUGUAAUGAAUGUAAGAAAGCCUUUACCCAGAGGGGGCUACUUACUGAACAUCAGAGGAUUCAUACUGGAGAGAAACCCUUUAAAUGUGAUGUGUGUAAGAAAGACUUCAGCCACAAAUCAUCCCUUAUUCAACAUCAGAGAAUUCAUACUGGAGAAAGAACCUUCAAGUGUAACAUAUGUGAAAAGGCUUUCAACCAGAGCACCCGCCUAACUGAACAUAAAAGAAUUCAUACUGGAGAGAAACCAUAUAAGUGUAAUAAAUGUGAGAAGGCCUUCACUCAAAGAACACAUCUCAAUGAGCAUCAGAGAGUUCAUACUGGAGAGAAGCCCUAUAAAUGUAGUCAUUGUGAGAAAGCUUUCAGCAACAGCUCAUCCCUUACUCAACAUCUUCGAAUUCAUACCGGAGAGAAACCAUAUAAAUGUAAUCAGUGUGAGAAGGCCUUCAGUCAGAACUCAUCCCUUAUCAUACACCUGAGAUUCCAUAGUGGGGAGACACCUUUUAAAUGUAAGGACUGUGGGAAGGCCUUCAGCCGUAACUCAUCCCUUACAAGGCAUCAGAAAACACAUAGUGGAGAGAAACCUUUCAAGUGUAAUGAAUGUGGGAAAGCCUUUGGUCGGAACUCAUCCCUUACCGACCAUCAGAAAAUUCAUACUGGAAAGAAACCUUAUAAGUGUAAUGACUGUGGAAUAUCCUUCAAUCAGAAUACUCGCCUUAUUGAACAUCAGAGAAUACAUACUGGAGAGAAACCCCACAAAUGUGAUCUGUGUAAGAAAGCCUUCAGAAGUAGUUCAGCUGUUCUCAGGCAUCAGAGAAUUCAUAGUGGAGAAUAACUGGGAGUAGGAUCAUACAUGGUGAAGCUUCCGUCAUGCUUGUCACUGAUUACAUACCACAGAGUCAUACGAUCACAAUCCUCCACUUGGGAUUUUUAAAGAGAGAUUUCCCUCUUCCUUAUAGUACACUGCUUUCAAGCAACAGAUUUGUGCGAGUUGAAGCAGGAAGGAGCGUUGUUACGAGAUCUAUAGUAGUAGAAGUACCAAGCCUUCUAGAGUAACAAAAGGAGGAAUCUUUAUUAAGUUUCCAACUAGUAUUAGAACAAGUGGGUAGUAUCUGUGAGUAAAGGGAUAAAAAAAGUCCUGCUAAAGUAAUUGGAUAUUUAAAAAAAUACCCCUGUGACUUUUGCUAAGUAUAAACUAGUUGUGAAAUAUCUUCAGAUUCUUGUACAUUUCACCCUGAAAGAAGUUCCUAGUGGUAGGUGGACUAGUGAAGAGUGGGGCCUGGCACUAGAUCUAAAAAAUGGAGGGGAUGAAGCAGGACCCCUAGUUUAGGAGUAAGAAAGAUAGAAAGUUAUUUGCAGCUAAAAAAACUCAUUUCUUUUUCCUUUCAAGACAGUUGUGGGAGUUGGGAUAGAUAUAUUCUUUGGUUUCUUGUCAAUCUCUUCACUGUACCCCAGGGUUCCAGUGCAAUGCCCUAUGCUGCCUUCUGACCAUCCAAAGUCCUUCACUGUAUUCCCCACUCAUCCUUAUCUUCUUCCACAACAUUACAUUCUUGAAUUACAACUUUCCUGCCUCUUCUCAUUAGGAUUUCUGUUUCCUCAGUGCAUCUUAAUAUGGCAAGUCAAUUUGCACUCCAUUCCCAAGAUUCAGUUUCCAGUCUGUUCCUUGGAGAUUGAACUAUGACUUACUGGGGGAUAUUAUCUUCCUUGGCUCACACAUUCCAGUCAUGUCUGAUUCCCGCCUUUCCAAAGCAAAGAUUUUACAUCUUUGGAAUAGGAUCAGAGGAGAUGAGCUGAAAGCAGUCUGGAUUUUGGGCCAUGUGGGGUGAAGUUUCCCCAGGUCUCUCUCUUUCUUUUUUUGUUCCUGUCCUUGUCUUCUCUCCUCAAAAUCCUCUUUUGCUUAAUCUUGAAUCAGGUAUUAGUAACUAAAGCAACAUUUUUGGCAGCAUUAUAGUAUCAUACAUCUAGAGUGGGAGGACCUUAGAGAAUGUCUAGUCCAACUAGUUCAUCUUAUUGAUGAUAGAACAAGAUCAUGCAGGUGAUAAGUAUCAGAGUCAGGAUUUAAUUACAGGCCCUGUGACUUCAAAUCUAAUGUUCCUUUCACUGCAUCUCCAUUAAGCAGGGAAUUCUCGGCAUCACUAGGCUAGUUGAAAAUGUGAUUGCCAUGAGACCAGAAAUGGACACAAUCUUUGCCUUUCUCCCUUAGCUAUGGUCUCUUUCCAAGAGUGUUUCCUUUACUUUUGUUCCUAUAUUUAACCCUGUUUUCAAGUUUGUAAUUAUAUCCUCUUCCUCCUCCAUCAUGACAUCAUCAUGAUACCAGUAUUUUCCAGUUUACAAAGUACUUUCCGAUAACAACCUGUUUAGCUGUCCUCUUCUAGGGGCCAGUUUUCUUUCCUUUCAAACUCAGUCCCACUCAGAUAUUGGCUAAUUACUCAGGUGUGAGGUGAUGAGUAGUUAAAUGGUAACUCCCUCACUUAUAACUUGAAACAGUGGGAUUAUGGUUGGCAACUAUUUCCCAUGGUUUUAUUCCCAUCUAUUUAUCAUAUCCUGGGGAUGGCUUUGGUAACAACAAAUUGCCUCACCCUGUAAAAACAGAGUUCUAUUGCUUUUCUUUGAAACUCAGCUCCCUAGAUCAAGCUGAUUUUCAGAAUCCUAACAAGCCUUUUGUUUCACUAGGUUUUAAACUGUCUCUGUCUCCCUUACUCUUAGUUAAAUCUUAUACUGCAGAACUAGCUAUUAGGGUGAUUUAGAUAUCAUUUUCCAACUGAUUCCAAAUUUACCCUCAUAGCUAAUGUGUUCUUAUUUCUUGAUGUUCUUCCUUUACAUCUUAGAUUACUUCAUAAUCUUAAGCUACAUGAUAGGUACAGUCUCCAAAGUGAGUAAGGUUAUAGUCUUAUUAACUUCUGCUGUGGAAGCUAUCUCAGUUUCUAUAUUCAAUUUAGGGUGUCAGUUUUAGGAACAAUUUUGGCAUAUUGGAGCACAUGCAGAAGAAGGUGGAUGUGGUGUUGUGGAUGUUGAAGGUAACAGAUUGUGUCACGUGAAGAACUAUUGAUAGAAAUGAAGUAUUUAGCUUAGUUAAGAUUGUCAAGUUAUUUGACUUGUCAAGUAUUUGAAUCAGAAAGUGAUUCAGUUUUUUCUCCUUGGUCUAAGAAAACAAGAUUAAGAGCAACUCUUGAGAGUCUCUAAUGUAAUUUUCUCUAAACCUUAAAGCUAAUUUUGCAAAGGUGUGAGCACAAAAAAAAAAAAAAAAAAAAAAA